Molecule: messenger RNA, 285 nt
Organism: Trichomonas vaginalis G3
Lineage: Eukaryota; Parabasalia; Trichomonadida; Trichomonadidae
Product: protein of unknown function, DUF4108 family
Exons: 1
Source: RefSeq, a predicted model, not a curated record
AAGUUUGCUAUUGUGACUAAAAAUGGUGCGAAAUUUGAAGACUUAGACAUAGAAGGUUUGUUAGCAGUCAAAGAAAGUUUUGACAGAAGGUUCUCAAACCUUAAAGAAGGCAAAGCAUACAAACUUGUUAUACCUUAUGAACCAAAGAAGACAGACGACUAUGAAUAUUAUGAGUCUAAGAUAGUUGAAGUUCAAGGUAAAUUGGGUAAAAAGAUUUUAGAGUCUAAGCCAGUGUUUGCUCCUAAAGAGGAAGAGAACAUUGACAUUGACCCAGAAAUGUUCUAA